Myotis lucifugus (little brown bat) is the source of this 3234-nucleotide messenger RNA. It is a transcript of the gene SENP5, whose product is annotated as SUMO1/sentrin specific peptidase 5. The record is from RefSeq and is a predicted model, not a curated record. Gene Ontology annotation, molecular function: deSUMOylase activity. Lineage: Eukaryota; Metazoa; Chordata; Mammalia; Chiroptera; Vespertilionidae. Gene Ontology annotation, cellular component: nucleus. Bases 51 to 2351 code for a protein of 766 amino acids. Gene Ontology annotation, biological process: protein desumoylation. The transcript has 10 exons.
CGAACGAUGACCUCCUGGUUCAUAGGUUGAUGCUCAACCAUUGAGCCACUAUGUCUGGCUACAUCCAGAUCUCAUUAUGCAUCAGAAAGAUGAAAAAACAGAGGAAAAUUCUAUGGAGAAAAGGAAUCCACUUAGCCUUUUCUGAGAAAUGGAAUACUGGGUUUGGAGGUUUUAAGAAGUUCUACUUUCACCAGCACUUGUGCAUUCUGAAAGCAAAGUUGGGAAGGCCAGUUACUUGGAGCAGGCAGUUGAGGCAUUUCCAGUGCAGAGAGAAGGCCCUUCAAAUCCAGCAAACUUGGAUCCAGGAUGAACCUCUUUUUGCUAAGACAAAGUCGAAUGUGGCUGCUGAAAAUGUUAGUACUCUGUCCUCUAAAGUGAAAAGAAACAGCACUAAACACUUAGUUUCCUCCUCAAGGACCCUCCUGAAACUCCAAGCAGAGAAUUUGCUGUCAGCAAAGAACUCUGACCAUGAGUACCACGGAGAGAAAAAUCUCUUGCAGGCAGUUGCUGACUUACCAGCAAAUAGUGUUUUAGAUCAGGCUAUUGGUCACAGACCUAGGACGGAGCUGCAAGCUUCUGACUUUCCCAUGAAGUUCAAUGGGGAGAGCCAAAGUUCAGGUGAGAGUGGCACAGUUGUGGUCACCUUGAGCAACCAUAAGAGAAAGCGCUUUUGUUAUGGCUGCUACCGAGGGCUGGAGCACCACAGGAAUAGGGGACCUCUGACUCCAAAAAAGUUCCAACUUAACCAACAUAGAAGAAUAAAAGUAUCUCCGCUUAUGAUGUAUGAGAAAUUAUCCAUGAUUAGAUUUCGGUACAGGAUUCUCAGAUCCCAGCACUUCAGAACAAAAAGCAAAGUUUGCAAGCUAAAAAAAGCCCAGCAAAGUUGGGUGCAGGUCACUGGGGACCAUCAAGAGACCCUUAGGGAGAACGGUGAGGGUGGCAGUUGUAGCCCAUUCCCUUCCCCAGAACUUAAAGACCCUUCUUGUCGGCAUCAACCACACUUCCCAGGUAUGGACAGCAGUACUGUGAUGAAGGGAAAGAACUCUCAUGUGCCUGAUGGCUGCACUAAAGGAAGCCCUUUCUUGGGCAAGGAGCUUAGUUUAGCUGAAGCAUUCCCUGACCAACAGAAUGGCAGUGCCACAUAUACCUGGGACCAGUCACCCUCUUCCCCUCCUAAGUGGGAGUUUCCAGAGCUAAUUCAUGACAUCCCCUUACCAGACCAUCAUUCUAGUAAUGUGUUUAUCUCAGAAACCGAAAGAGAAAAUAUGACUCUUGGUCAGGAAAAUCGGACAAGUACUGUCAAUGAUGACACAGUAAAAUUGUCAGUGUCUGGGGCAGAUCAAUCUGUAAGUAAUGUAGAUGGGCCUAUGUCCGAAGAGACUGUUCAGAAAGAGAGCUCAUACCAGAUGGAUGAGGAUGGAUCUCUCAAACAGAACAUUCUUUGUUCUAAGUUGCUGGACCACCCUUACUGUAAAAGUCCGCUGGAGGCUCCUCUGAUGUGCAGUGGAGUCACACUAGAAAAUCAAGUGGGAGAUGGGAAGAACAGUCAAAAAGCAUCUCCAGUGGAUGAUGAACAGCUGUCAAUCUGCCUUUCUGGAUUCCUAGAUGAGGUUAUGAAGAAGUAUGGCAGUUUGGUUCCACUCAGUGAAAAAGAUGUCCUUGGAAGAUUAAAAGAUGUCUUUAAUGAAGACUUUUCUAAUAGAAAAACAUUUAUCAAUAGGGAAAUAACAAACUAUCGGGCCAGACAUCAAAAAUGCAACUUCCGUGUCUUCUACAAUAAGCACAUGCUAGAUAUGGAUGAUCUGGCGACACUGGAUGGUCAGAAUUGGCUGAAUGACCAGGUCAUUAAUAUGUACGGUGAGCUGAUAAUGGAUGCAGUCCCAGACAAAGUUCACUUCUUCAACAGCUUUUUUCAUAGACAGCUGGUAACCAAAGGAUAUAAUGGAGUAAAAAGAUGGACUAAAAAGGUGGAUUUAUUUAAAAAGAGUCUUCUGUUGAUUCCUAUUCACCUGGAAGUUCACUGGUCUCUCAUUACUGUGACACUUUCUAACCGAAAUAUUUCAUUUUAUGAUUCGCAAGGCAUUCAUUUUAAGUUUUGUGUAGAGAAUAUAAGAAAGUAUUUGCUGACUGAAGCCAGAGAAAAAAAUAGACCUGAAUUUCUUCAGGGUUGGCAGACUGCUGUUACAAAGUGUAUUCCACAACAGAAAAAUGACAGUGACUGUGGAGUCUUUGUGCUCCAGUACUGCAAGUGCCUCGCCUUAGAUCAGCCUUUCCAGUUUUCCCAAGAAGACAUGCCCCGAGUACGGAAGAGGAUUUACAAGGAGUUGUGUGAAUGCCGGCUCAUGGACUAAAACCCAGCAAGGCUGGGAAGUCUGACCAAGUUGGAGCAGAUGGUUUGUUACUUGAAUCUCCAAACACUUAUUUGAAUUCUAACAGAUAUUUCAGAUUGGUGGUAUUGGGCCACUAUUGUUACCUCAAGUUUAUUUUUAGCCCUUAUUCAUUUCUCUAACUACAAUGUACUAUUUUUUAAUGUUCAGAUUGGUUUCAGUUUUAACUUUAUGAAUUCCACAUGUUCUCCCCACCCCAUAUUUAAUAUUUAUUAUCCAAACGCAUGCAUAUAGACAGAGCAUGCAGUGCAGAGUAUUAAAAAAAACACAAAAAAAACCUAGAUUUGGUACAGCUUUUGAAACUUAGAUAUGAACUGAAUACAGGUUUCAAAUAUAAUCCCAAAACCUAAAAAAUAUGGGAUGUUUUUGAUACAACAUAACUCUGAGAGUAUUAGGUAUUCCCUGGGCAUAGAGGAUAGCUAGUUGUUUUGACAAAGCCAGUCCUGUCUUACUUUUACCAGCAGUACCUUUCACUGACUUUCCUCUCUGAGUCUGGGAACGUGAGUUGCAUUCCUUUUGAAGGGUGAGAAGGAAGUGGCCAAAAACUAACUGGUGUGUUCUCUUCCUGGAGGCACAUGUGAGAAGAAUUAUAAGAAAUGCCUGAGUCUUACAAAGGCUUUUGCUGGAACACUGAAUUCCCUAGAUUUUUGUUUUUGACCCAUUAAAAAACUUAGUAUCUAAAACAAGUGGUCAAACAAAUGAGAAUUCAGCCUAAGAGUAACUUACAAGUUGACACUUCCCUUGUAUUAUCUCCCAUAAGAAAUUAGGAUUUGCCAAAUACCUUUUUAUUUCAAGGGUAUUUAAAAUAUAAACAUUCAAAACUGAAGACUGGCUUCAGGUCUUUUUC